Messenger RNA from Drosophila bipectinata, 6003 nucleotides. RefSeq names its product tyrosine phosphatase IA-2 (gene IA-2). Gene Ontology annotation, biological process: regulation of secretion; protein dephosphorylation. Gene Ontology annotation, cellular component: synapse; secretory granule. The record is from RefSeq and is a predicted model, not a curated record. Gene Ontology annotation, molecular function: protein tyrosine phosphatase activity. Lineage: Eukaryota; Metazoa; Arthropoda; Insecta; Diptera; Drosophilidae.
GAGUUCAGUUCAACCUGGGGAGCGGAGCACAGCGAACGCUGGCCAAGUGUUGAGCGGUUAAAUAAGAAAAGUGCCAGCCUACAACAAGUAGGUGGAAAGUCCCAGCCAGUGUUCUGCGCCAGCUACUACAUUUCCCGAGGACCGAGUGCCCCAGCGGCUAACCAGAGUGUGCCACGUCCAUAGACCGAAGUCUCAAGUCCGCUUGCUCCUAAGGUUGUCUCCGUCCUGCUACCUACCUCCUUCUCCAGCUUGGCUUCCGUCCCAUUGCCGAUCCCUCGGCUGCUGUUCUGGCCCUGAUAAGCGUGUAAGCCUAACAUAUGGCACCCAACGUCGAUGCCAGCCGUCGUCACUUCUUGUGGUGUGCCGAUUAUCAUGGCAAGCAAUGUACAACAGCAACAGCAACAUCCAUGCACCACAAGUGAAGAGACGAAGCAUCAGAGAGCACGAGCAGCAGUCAAGGGCGAGGAAGCUGUGGGAGCAUGCCACCCGGCCUGGCCUGAGCAGCAGUCUACGAACAAUCAAGAGGAGCAGUUGCCCCACCCGCACCCAUUACCAGCGGAGCAGGUGCUGCACCAGCGAAAACCGAGGCAGCACGAGCUACUGCACCACCAGCGCAGGUUGCCGCCUUCGCUGCCGGCCCGGGGUCGCCUUCUGAUCAGCGAGGGUGCCCGGCGGCGUGAGGUGCGUGGCUGCGGAGCGGGAGGUGGCGGACUGUUAUGCUGCACGCUGGACCUGGUGAAUCGUCCGGCCAAGCUGCUGCAAGUAGGGUUCCUUCUGGCGAUCCUACUCCUAGCCACGCAUGGAGAUCUUGUGCAAGCGGAGGGCAAUGUUGGCUGCCAGUUUGUUAGGACGCUAUGCAUACCGCACUCCGAGGUCUGCUACGAUGACAACAUCUUUGGAAAGUGUAUACCCACAACCGGUGUCGAUGUUGAGGACAUUGAGAAGACUCCCCUCACCGAGGAGCAGUCUCGUCUGUUGGCCACCAUGCUGGAGGAACUCCAGGGCGCCGGCCUAGGCUGGGACCAUCCGUACGUGCAGUGUCGCAUCCAGGGUGCACUCUUCUCGCUGCAACGUCAGCAGCAGCUUCCGCCGAAUUUGUGCGCCAAUUUGGCGCCUGUUCCGCCGGACUUCGGGGACCCCGCGAGUGCUUUGGCCUAUGUGCGCUUCACGCCACCGGAACCGGAGGCGGAAAUCGAGUACUAUGAACAGCCGGGCUAUCCGUCCCUGAGGAAAAAGCAAUCCGUGGAUGACCAAGACAUUUAUCUGAAUCGGAUGUUGCAGGACCGGCGGCGGUUGCGUCACGAUCCUCUGGAACUGGAGCACUUUGGCAAGAUGGAUGGGCAUGCGAAGGGUGCACAGAGCGAAGUGGACAUGCCCAGCAUAAUGGACACUUUCCUGGACAAUGAACGGCAACGGAUGGAGCGCGAAGAGCAGCAACGCGAGGCGGCGGAGCAACAGAACCUAGAGCUCUACCAAAUACUAGCCGCCUCGGAGCCCGAUCCGCAGCCGUACCAAAGGAAGCCGGCCAAUGCCAUGGACCAGCUGGAGGCCAUUGUGGAGCAACAGCAGCAGCGGGAACUGAAGCAGCAGCAGGAACAAGAGCGUCUGGAGCAGGAGCAGCGAGCCAAGGCUCCGGUUUAUGUGCCACCCGAGGAGGUUAACGAAUCGAGUGAGCUCUAUUUUCCGGAUAACUUUACGCCCUUCAAGCGGGCACGAGGCAGCUCCAGGAGCAAGCUGGCCGAGCAGGAAGAGCAGCAAGAAGACCAGCCGCCCAAACGCUCGUUCUUCCGGGAACUGGCCGGCGAACAGGGAUUGGUCCAGGAGCCUCUGUUGAACUUCCAGCACGUGGCACCCGAACUAGAGACCACUCCCGAGCUGACCAAGCGGCGACCGGCAGGCCUCAAUCCUCUGGAAUCCAACGAUCUCGAUGCCCAGCAGCAGGAAAUGGCUUUCGAGUCGAGUCUCUUGCGAAACUCUCUCACUCCCUUGGAGGAGGAAGCCAUGCUGGCCUCCAAUAGCUACCCCAGGCAGCCGAAGAGGCAGCGGGUUUACACCGAGGGGGGCAUGCUCCUGAUGCCACAGGAUGAAAGCUUCGAUGGGAUGCAGGGUGAUGAGCCCGAGAAUGUCAAGCAAUCCCUUCUGGCCAGUAUGCUGGGUUUCGCCCGGCAUGAGCGGCUGGACGUGAAGAAGCCGGGCCCGCUGAUGGGUCCUCCCGCUCCUGUUUCGUCGGAAGUGAACAACCAAGUGGAGAAAGAGAAGACUCGCAAGCCGGACGGAGGUAACAAGGAGGUGCUGCCCGCCCACAUCAAGGGCAGCAUCGAGGACGAGGCACACAAAAAGAAGAAGGUCAUGCAGCAACAACACUCGGACGAGGAUCAUGCGCCGCACACCGUUGACACUGAAUAUGUACAUGUGUUCGUCAAGAACCCUAUUGACAGUUGGAACGAUGGGCAGCGCAUCAUGAAGGAGCUGGAGCAAAUACUACACAUGCAGGGAUACUUUUCUUAUUUAACCGUUCAACAACACGAAGUCAGCUUCCGGGUGAACUCAAACAACCCCGAGCGCAAGACCGCCGGCGAUGUGGCACGAACGAUCAACGAGAACCGCGGCGUCAAGAACAACAUCCAGCGACGUGUCGGGUUCUAUGUGCUGCACGCCGGUGUCGGCGACGUGAUCAAGGACCUGCAGGAUCCGAGCGUGUCAUCGGCACGGAUCGAGCUGGCCGAGGAGGGACCGGAUGUCACCCACAUCAUGGCCUACAUGUUUGCCGGGGCAGGAGCUGCUGCGGUAAUAGUGAUCUUUGUCACCUUGAUUCUGAUCAAGCGCCAUGACCGCAAACGGGACAAACUGGGCGGACUACAGUCGGGCAUUGCGGGGGCGGAGACCUGCAGCAAGGACUACCAGGAACUCUGCCGAGCCCGGAUGGCCGGCAAGGGUGGAAGCGGCGGUAAUGGAGCAGGAGGUGCUGCUGGUGGAUCCAACGAACCGGCACACAGCGGACGGAUCACAUCGCUGAGUAAGGAGAACGAAGGCCGACCACCGUCCUCACGAUCCAGCACCUCUUCCUGGAGCGAGGAGCCGGCAUUGACGAACAUGGAUAUCUCAACAGGACAUAUGGUUUUGUCUUAUAUGGAGGAUCACUUGCGCAACAAGGGACGCCUUCAGAGGGAAUGGGAAGCACUCUGCCGGUAUGAGGCCGAGCCCAGUGCUCGAGAGGCUGCCUCCCAGCCCCAGUGCUCCGGAUUGAAUAGACCAGGAGCUCCAUUACCGUACGAUCACUCGCGCGUUGUCCUUAACCAUCUGGCCAAUGCCGAAGGACUUGACUAUGUGAAUGCUUCAACGAUUACCGAUCAUGAUCCACGAGCGCCCGCCUAUGUGGCCGCCCAGGGACCGCUACCCUCGACAUUGGCCCACUUCUGGCAAAUGAUCUGGGAGCAGGGAGCCGUUGUCAUCGUGGCCCUCUGCCGGUUGCAGGAGAACGGAGAGGUGGCCUGUGCCCGUUACUGGCCGGAAGAAGGUGCAGAGGUUUAUCACAUCUAUGAGGUUCAUCUCGUUAGUGAACACAUUUGGUGUGACGAUUACCUCGUACGUUCUUUCUACCUGAAGAAUCUGCGAACCAGUGAGACCCGCACGGUCACUCAGUUCCACUUCUUGUCCUGGCCGCAAAUGGGAGUUCCUGCCCAGGCAAAGGCUCUCCUGGACUUCAGACGCAAGGUGAACAAAUCCUAUCGGGGCCGACGAUCUUGCCCCAUUGUGGUGCAUGGCAGUGCCGGAGCCGGUCGAACCGGAGCCUACAUCCUGCUAGACCUGGUACUGGAGCGAAUGAACAAGGGUGCGCGUGAGAUAGACAUUGCCGCCACCUUGGAGCACCUGCGGGAUCAGCGAGCCGGUGUCGUGGCCACAAGGCAACAGUUCGAGUUCGUUCUGAUGGCCGUGGCCGAGGAGGUGCAUGCCAUACUGAAGGCUCUGCCGGCGAACACCUCCGGCGAGAAACGGGAACUGGACAAGGAUCCCGCGAUUACCAGCACCACCAAGGAGCCGUUGAAGGAGGACAAGGCCAAGGAGGCGGCGGAGGAGGAGGCGCCUACCAGCAGCUCCAAGGCGGCUGCCAAGGAGAAGGAUAAUGAGAAGGAACAACAGCAGAAGUCCAAGGAGCCGCCCAAGGAGCAGCCCAAGGAGCAAAAGACGCCGGCCAAGCCAGCUAAGCAGGCGAAGAAGUAGACCAACCGGACUCCGUUGGACUCCGGUUGAAGGUUAAGCCUCAGGUUAAUGAUUGUUGCAGCGUUUCGGGGGUCUUUAUUUUCGUUGUUGUAGUUAAAGAAUAUAUAGCUUCAGUUCGACUUUGAGUUGGCGUGAGCACUUGGAAGGUUCGAAACAGGCUUCAAAUGGUUGUCAGUAGUAGGAAUUCUUUCCCAGUUGUUCUACGGACAACGCACUUUAUUCGUUUUAUUCCUAAGUUAUCGACACCGCGCCAACAUGAAGCACAUGCGGCCCCGGUCAGUCUUGGGGCUCCCUGGGACCGUAACGCUGCUCCGGGUAUGCACCAGCCCGUGGUUCCGGAGUGCGUCCGGGCGGGGAGACUCCUGGCUGGGGCAGGCAUGUGCGGUGCACUUAACUAUAGAAACGCACGAUAUACAUAUAUAGAGGAUAUUUGAGUGUUAAAGGAUAUACAAGAAUAUUUACAUGCAUACUUAUACUUAUAUACAUGUCUAGGUGUUAAGCAUUGAAUUCAAUUACGAAACAUUUUGACUUAUGCGUACAUUAACCGAUAUCGAUGUUGGCAUAAAUAUCUCUUAACCCUAAUCGAUGUGCUUGAAGAACCAGCGAAUGCAAAAUGAAAACUGCAAUGUGCACAAAAUGCUAACCAACAAAAGAGAGAGCUAAUUAUUGGUAUACAUAUGCCAAGUCAGACAGAACACGAGACAUCAUUUGAAAAGGACACUUUAUACACACGACCACUCCAAAAGGAUACAUAUACAAGAGACCGACAUACAUAUGCAGAAACACUAGAAACCAAAAAUCAAGAUCAAAAAACCAAAAAAAAAAAGAUUGCGAAAUUUGUACCUUACAACAAAAAAAUUCUAUUUACAACAAGGAUUGUUUAGCGAGGAAGCAAAACCUAUUGAUGUGUAUGACAAUUAAUUAUACAAGGAUAUAACCGCAAUUACAGAAUAUAUUUGUAUACAAUAUAUAUUAAUUAUUCAUAUAUACAAUACGGUGAAUGUCAUUAUUAUCUAUUUAGCUAACUUAUGUGUGUGCUGCUCGAUUUCGCAACUAUGCGGAUCGGGUAUUGUUUUACCAGACCAUAUGUAUGUGUGCAAAAAUCAAGAAGAAUUUGUUCAGUUAUCAGUCGCUCCUAAACUUAAGCCACACUUUUUACCCCUCACAGUUGAAUACACCUAACGAAGAGUAUUUCAAAGUAUACAUAUAUGAUUAUUAUUAUAAUACCCAGUUAAGUAUGAAAUUGUCAGAAAGAAUUGUACUCGGGCUCCGGUGACUGCCUUUCCGGGUCCGCUCGAUCAAGCUCGAUACACAUCAUUCGCGAUCACCUCGAUCCACCCAGCAACCUGAGGCAGCUAGGAGCCUGACGGACGGACUGGGAUUUGGGGGAGCCGGCGGGGCUUCGAGUGCGAUUAGGAGUAUGUGCCACAAAACAAGCUACUGAAACCACUUCAAAAAAAAAAACUAUUCAAAAAAUCUAAAAAAAAACGUGGGAUAGUAAAACUAUGCAUAUUGCUAUCCCUAAGUGCAGAAUAACAACUCAAGACACUUCUAUUAUCAUCACAAAAACUAACCACUCAGGCAUGACCUCUGAUCGAAUCACACGGACAAACAGGAAACGAACAAAUCAAUGAACCAAAAAUUAUGAAAAAAAAUCUAAAAAAAAAAAAUCACAAGGACUAUACAGCCUGUAUGACACGCUACACGAUACACCCCAGGGACGACAACAAUGAUACACGUGACAAGCGAUCCAACAGAUACUGUAUCUCGAUGUAGUUUAAA